AUGUGCUGCGAGCAGCUCCAGAUGAGAGCAGCUUGCAGACUACUAGCACAAGCGGCACGAGCGCUGAUCGACACGUACUUCUGCGAUGUGUAUCAGACUGAAGGCUUCAAGAACUUGUCGCUACACGCAGUGAUGAAGAUUCUCCAAAAAGAGAGGUCUACGAGGGGCGACACUGCAGUCAAGAGCUGGAUGAUGCGUCAUCCCAUAGCCAAACAAAGACAAUUGUCGGAAGUAAUGCAGUUGCCCAGUAGAACGGACGCAGCGCCGAUGAAACGGACUAGUGGCAACGCUAUGGUCAACAGCAAGGAGAGACGCUCGUCCGUGUCUAUCGAUGACUCUAUGGACGUGUAUACUGCAGAUGUAUUGGCGCGCGAGAUUGAAGAUAACGCCAAGCAUCAAUUGACCCCCACAAUGUUCGUCAUUGGAGGGUUUAACAACCCUGGAGCGCUGAAUACAGUGGAGUAUCUGGACUUCCAUCGUGGCGAGUGGUACCCUGCGGCGCCAAUGGCUACAAGACGAUCGUAUAGUGGCGUCGUAGUCUCAAGUGACAACAAGAUAUUCGUCAUGGGAGGUACGAGCAGCAGUUCACAUCAUCAUAAAAGUAUGGAGAUGUAUAAUCCAGAGUCCAAUACGUGGACGUCGAUGCCGUCGAUGAAAGAUCCACGCAGUUACCUUGGAGCGACAGUGGUGGGGGAUUUUAUCUACGCCGUUGGCGGAUUUAAUGGCCAAGCGCAUUUGUCGUCAGUGGAGCGAUUCGACGUUCACACGCAGCAAUGGGAGAGCAUGCCGCCGCUCUCGACUGGACGUAGUGGGCUUGCAGUUGUCGCAUUGAACGGACUGGUGUACGCUAUUGGCGGAUAUGACGGUAGGAAGCACUUGAAGAGCGUGGAAGUGUUCGAUCCUCAGCUCAAUCAAUGGUCGACUGUGGCUAGUAUGCGUCAUGCUCGGAAUGGUCCAGCGGCGGUUGUGCAGGAACAUAGUAACAGUAUUCUGGUCUUUGGAGGGGAAUCUCGUCACGGAGCGAGGAUGAACACAAGCGAGCGAAUGGACUUAACCAGCGGCACAUGGAGUGACGCUGACGGCUUUGCAGACUGUCGUAGUGGCCAUGUGGCGGUCGGUUUUCUAAAGGAGUCGUUCGUCUUUUGCUUGGGAGGGUCCAACAAGAAAGACGAGUACUUGGACGCUGUGCAUCGGUACGAUUACUUGUCUAAACAGUGGACUUUGCACUCGCAGAUGCGAGCACAGCGUUGCGGACUGAAUGUGGCAGUGGUCAAGACGUCCAGAUAUGCAGAGUGUUUUGCAGGACAGAAGCAGAGGGAGCAUCAACUGCACAAUGCGUCAUCGUAUCUGUUGCGAAAGAAUUACCAGGAAAAUGCCUUCGCUCAGGGAGCGUAA
Molecule: messenger RNA, 1395 nt
Organism: Phytophthora nicotianae INRA-310
Lineage: Eukaryota; Oomycota; Peronosporomycetes; Peronosporales; Peronosporaceae
Exons: 1
Coding region: 1-1395 (464 amino acids)
Molecular function (GO): protein binding
Source: RefSeq, a predicted model, not a curated record